UCACUUACCGGAUGGAGCCGCAGCUGCAGUUGUUUCACGUCAAAACAAUCCGGAAGACGAUACAGCAUGACGGAACUGUUGUUGCUGCUGAAUAAAUAACAUUAGUGUUCAAGGCAUGGCAGUGGAGCUUAAUAAUGUUGUCGAGUAACAGACACACCUAGCGAAGCGACGGUUUCUCAUCGUUUUAUGAGUUGGAAGUCGAUCGGUCCUGCCUCGCGUUUUGGAUUCAAAGUCCAUGCAAACAUAUCGUAGCGGUUCAUUAUAUUAAAGUGCUGCAGCUCGUCGUAGACUGUUUCGGUGUCAUCAUGGGCAAUGGAAUGAAUAAGGUUGUUGAUGGGCUCUACCUUGGGAAUAUAAGAGAUGCAGAAAACAGAGAAAGCCUGUCUAAGAAUGGCAUCACCCACAUCCUGUCUGUGUACAACAAUGCUAAGCCUGUGUUUGAGGACAUGACAUACCUUUGUAUUCAUGCAGCCGAUGCUUCCAGCCAGAACCUGUUACAGCAUUUUAAAGAGUGUAUCAGCUUCAUCCAUGAAUGUCGCCUGAAUGGUGGAGCGUGUCUUGUUCACUGCCUUGCAGGAGUGUCCCGCAGUACCACCAUGGUGGUUGCUUACCUAAUGACUGUCACGCACUAUAGCUGGGAGGAGUGUCUGUCUGCUGUCAAGGCUGUUCGCUCUUUUGUCGGCCCAAACUAUGGCUUCCAGCAGCAGCUGCAGGAGUACCAGACGACGCAAGUCUCAGAGUACCGAGCAUGGUUACGCUCCAGUUUCCGUCCCAGUCCGUUCAAUGACCAGGAGCAGGUGGGGGCCCUGCUGAGCCAGUACACAGAGCAGCAGGAGAGCCAGAGAAGAGGAGCGGAUCAGCGCUGGAUAAAUCAGGGUGUAGGUGUCUGUGCUCUGCCUGACCCUGAUGGUCCUGAAGGCAGCAGCUGAAACAUGGGCCUCUGACCCAGCCAAAGUCCUGCCCAAUUCUGCCUGGAAAUGGCAGUAGCUAUUAUUCUGUACUCAAUUCCAAAUCAACCCCUAAACUAUAUCCAACUUUAAGGCCUUUGUGUAACACUGAAAGCAUAGGAGGAAACAAAUGCCUCCUUCUAAGCCAUGCCAAUUUUUUUGUUAAGUAUCACUACUUUAUUUGCAUUGGUCAUAGUCGAGUUUAAGCAAUGGAGGUUGAUUUAGAAUUGGGCUACAGAUUCUUGUUCACUACCAGUACCUCCCAUGCUCCCUUAACUGAGUAUAGCCACAACUGGGGUAUCGGUGCUCACAGACGCCUUACUCUGAACACCUCAGCACCUUAGCCAUGAUGAAUACACAAAACUUCCAUGUGGUCACUUCACACCUGCAAUGUUCAGACUGGUAGCCUUAAAGAUGUGACUGAUUAAUGCUGUCUUAAAGGAACAUUUUGCCUCUAAUUAUGUGGAUGACCAGUCUGUGCCACAAAUCUACACCAAAUUUGAUGCUAAUUAUUCUCACCAGAUAUUCUGACAUGUACCAGUUUGCAGUCCUGUUGAACUCUUUGAUCAACACUGCAGCUUGGGACAUUUGCAUACUGGCUGAGCUGACAGCAUAAAAUUCAUUCCUUUAAAAAUCGUGUACGUCCUACAGAGAGCAAGCACUGCUGCUUAUCAAAUGUGUCGAUUGAUGUUGCAUGUUCCAAUAAAAUACCAAGCUAUAAUGGUAGAGUCACCAAGGCCAAACAAUGUGUCUAUCUAGCUGGUAUAACAGAAAAAUAACAAGCAACAAAAAUAAAGAACAAGGAAGUAGUCCGAUAACAUAAAUGAGUUAUUUUGCAAUGUUAAGCACAGUGAAUGAAUCCACCCAUUGAACUGGAUCUGCACCAAAAUAUAAUGUGUCCUUCCCUGGCUCAUUCCCCGUCCCUCCACCAAGUUUGGUGCAAAUCGGUUCAGUACUUAUUGCGUAAUCCUGCUGACAAACAAACAGACACGGGUGAAAACAUAACCUCCUUGGCAGAGGUAAUAACCAAAAAACAGUCAUAGUGUUGUUAACAAAUAGGCUGACCACUUACAGAUGUUAUAACAAUAAAUAUAAUACUGUUGCACAGCACUGCCCGUGUAAUUAACAGCAUUUGUUUACACCCUGUUGGAUGUUGUUCUUUCAUUCCAGUUAGUACUUUUUGUUUCAUUUGGUUCAUUCUUAUGAAGAUUUCACACCGUGUAUCCACUAUAUGUAUCAGUGUCUGCACCAACAAUCCACAGUCCUGGAUAUCAUUUAACACCGGUGGAUAGCUGGGGAGUUGGCUCUGUCAGUUCCCAGAAACUCUGCCCCAGCCAAAAAAACUGUUGGUGAGUUAUCUUAUCCGGCAGCCAGGUUAAAAGAAAAAAAAAAAAAAGUACAAUAGCAAAAUCCUCUGUAGUCUUUCCACCCUCAACUGAUAUCAGAUAAGCCAGGGUUGGCAUUUGUUUGUAAACUAUGCUGUUUCAGUUAGAGUUGUAGAGGACAUUGGUUCAUAUCGUGGCCAUUUUAACAUGCAUCUAGGGGUAGUGUAUGGAGUAAGUAUCAAAAUUGGCAAAAGGUUCCUUUAAGUAAAACAUAACAGGUUAAAUUGGGGAGUUACAUAAAAUAUAGCAUGAAGGAUAUCUGUUAGUCUUCCUGAUUUUACUGAAGCUCUGAUUUAUCUUUUUAUCGUGACAAAACUGAUUUUGAGGGAAACUGUGUUAGAAAUUCAUGGGUACAGUUAAUUUUUUAAAUUGUGUAUUUAUGGAGUUUUUUGUUUGUUUUAUAAUAAAAUGCAGCGAUUGACAAAAAAUAUGGAAAUGCUAAUAAAUCUGUACUAUCAACACCAAA
Messenger RNA from Lates calcarifer (barramundi perch), 2798 nucleotides. It is a transcript of the gene dusp22a, whose product is annotated as dual specificity phosphatase 22a. The transcript is spliced from 7 exons. Gene Ontology annotation, molecular function: protein tyrosine/serine/threonine phosphatase activity. Gene Ontology annotation, cellular component: cytosol. The record is from RefSeq and is a predicted model, not a curated record. The coding region runs from base 306 to 929 and encodes 207 amino acids. Gene Ontology annotation, biological process: positive regulation of JNK cascade; transforming growth factor beta receptor signaling pathway; regulation of cell population proliferation. Lineage: Eukaryota; Metazoa; Chordata; Actinopteri; Centropomidae.